This is a messenger RNA of Mytilinidion resinicola, 2736 nucleotides long. RefSeq names its product poly A polymerase C-terminal region-like protein. Gene Ontology annotation, molecular function: RNA binding; ATP:3'-cytidine-cytidine-tRNA adenylyltransferase activity. Lineage: Eukaryota; Fungi; Ascomycota; Dothideomycetes; Mytilinidiales; Mytilinidiaceae. Gene Ontology annotation, biological process: tRNA 3'-terminal CCA addition. The record is from RefSeq and is a predicted model, not a curated record. The transcript has 2 exons. The coding region runs from base 1 to 2736 and encodes 911 amino acids.
AUGGACAAAAGCUCACUUCCGUCCAGCCUAAAGCUCACUGAGGUCGAGUCGACUUUGCGCCAGCUUUUGCUGGAUGUCGUCGCGUAUAUUGAGAGCACCUCUGGCGCCGAUCCACUUGACUCUACCGUAAAGUUGCCCGAAGAGCUCGAAAAUGCUCCAUUGGAACUUCGCUUUGCUGGCGGUUGGGUCCGAGACAAGCUGCUUGGGGUGGGCAGUCAUGACAUUGACAUUGCUAUCAACAAGAUGACGGGGCUCAACUUUGCGGAGAAGAUGCAGGAAUAUCUAGAAAAGCCCGAGAGUAUCGAGAAGUAUGGUCCAGACAUCCUACGCGGUAUAGCAAAGAUUGAGCGGAAUCCCGAGAAAUCAAAAAAUUUAGAGACGGCUACUACCAAGCUGCUGGGGCUCGAUCUAGAUUUUGUGAACCUCCGCAAAGAGACGUACAAGGACGACAGCCGGAACCCAGAAGUCGAGUUUGGCACGCCAGAAGAAGAUGCCAUCAGACGCGAUGCCACCAUCAAUUCAAUGUUCUACAACAUCAACACGUCGUCAAUCGAAGAUCUCACGGGCAGAGGCUGGGAAGACAUGCAAGCGAAAAUCAUCAGGACGCCAUUGGAACCGUAUCAAACUUUCAUGGAUGACCCACUGCGCACUCUCAGAUUGAUUCGAUUUGCUAGCAGACUCAACUACACCAUAGAUCCUGAAGCAGAAAAUUCUAUGGGCAAUGACGACAUCAAGAAGGCAUUUGCGUUGAAGAUAAGCAGAGAGAGGAUCUGGGUAGAGUUGGAGAAGAUGCUCAAAGGGCCAGACCCGCACAUGGCGAUGGUUUUGAUCGAUCGUGUCGGUCUGUACGACACCAUCUUCACAGACCCCACUCGAGAUCUGCCAUCGAAACCAGAGCUUUCCUACUUCGCUUCUGCGUACGAGACUGUUUUCGAGAUGCUUAGCCCCGAAAAGGCAGAUGACAUUAUAUCAUCUAGUCUACUACGCAGUCCGGAAGAGAAGUUUCAGGCCUGGAUGUCUGUUGCAGUUAUGGCAUGGGCCGAUGCACCUCUCGUCGAUCCUCCGAAGAAGAAUAGGCCAAUGCUAUACGCUCCGCAACUGGUAGCAUGGGAGGGUGUCAAGGCUCCGAACAAGAUCUCCGAUGUCAUUACAGCUUCGAUGAAGAAUCUUGAGGAGAUAAAAAACCUCAAAGAUCAGUGUGUGAUCCAACUAAGAUCCCCACAUAGGCGGAAGGAUGGGCAAGAUGCUAGCGCCAGGGAUAUUCUAGGGAUGGCAAUUCGAAGCUGGGGUCAGUCGUGGAGGAGCCAAUUGCUCUUCGCACUCUUGCACGACAUCGCUCUAGGAUCCAUCUCAAAAGAAACCAUUCUGUCCACAUACAGCGCCUUCCUCGCCCACCUCACCAAGUCUGACCUACUCGAUGUCUAUGCUGAAAAGCCCAUUCUGACCGGCACCGACCUCGCCAAAGCCCUUUCCAUGAAACCCGGCCCAUGGAUGAAAGAUGCCCUUAACGUCGUAAUGGCCUGGCAACUCCGCCACCCCGACAUCACAGAUCACACCGAAGUCGUCGAAGCCGUCAGAGCCCACGUCGAUGCGACGUCCAAAGGUGGCUUUAAACCCAACCCAAAGACAAGUGAGCUUCCCGCCCGCCUCGCCACCCACUUCCUCCAGCUUACCAUCCGACCCCUCUUCGCGUCAUCACAGAAGAACGAUCUUAACAACCUCACCCCCGCCGGCCAUGUAUCCACUCGGCCACUAACUCGAAAGACUGUCAGUUUCGACGAAGUGGCGCCCUGGAAGGCACCAGGUCAGGCCUACGCCAUCGACCUGCUCCGCUGGGUCCUACAAUCACUCGACCCCAAAGGCGUAGAAGCAAACUGGGGCUUACUCAUCCCCCCAAUCCUCAGAAUCCUAGACGACCUCGACAUAGCAUGGAAAGCGACUGGCUGCGAGCUCCUCACUCUCCUCUUGAAAAACACCCCCCCUGCAUUGCUAUCACGAACCGGCCUUGGAAAAGUCUUCGAAGAAACACUCAUGCCCUGCCUCACCUACCUCCCCUCCCUAACCCCCGAAGCCGAAUCGGUAGUCCUAUUAGAUAAAACCAUCCCAGCCCUCAUGGCGCUGGCAGACGCUCUAUACCCCCCUUCCCAAUUUUCCACAGCACCCCCCAGUGUUUCAUCUAGCAACACAAAAAGACCCCUUACAACACCAAAUCCCAUAACUCGCUCCCGCUACUUCGACAACCUCCUCCGCGCCGCCAUCUUUGCCCCCUUCGCACACUCGGGCACCCACGUCCGCAUCGCCGAAACCCUCUUCACGCACGUCAUCCCUCUCCUGGAUGCGAUGCAACUCGACUCCGUCAAGCACCUCCAGCGCCUCCUCCCCAUGCUCGCAGAUACCCUGUCCGAACCUCUUGGUGUAGCGUGCCCGCCGUUGCUGGAACAGGCGACGAGGGCGAUACAGGCUGUGAUGUUGAAUGCGUGGCCAAGGAUAUCGGUGCAUAGGGGGGAGGUGGUUAGGGGGCUAGUCGUGUGCUGGGUGAGGAUCUGUGAAUCGGAGGAGCUGGUGGGGAAUGGUAAGGUGGAGGGGUUGGAAGGGGUGAAGGGAGUUUUGAGAGCCGCCGCGGAGAUGCUGGUUGAGGUAGUAGAGACGGAUGGGGACGUUGAUUUUAAGAGUGAGGUGGCGGGCUUGGUUGAGGCGGAUCGGCGGGUUGGGGGGCUGUUUGACGGUGUUGUUUAA